AUGACUCGAUUGCAAGAAACACGAAGUUCACCCUGUGAGAAUAUCUUUAAAGAUAUUUCAAAGACUCAAAGAAGCAAGUUGUCAAAAAUUUAUCCAAAAAGUACUGGGAAUUUAGAAACACCACAAGACUCGCAUUCUCGAGAGUAUCAUCGAUCUCUCGAUAAUGAAUACGUGGAAGAUCUUAACGAAGCAUCUAAUCUGAUCAAUCAGGAUUCUGAAAUACCAAAAGAACGAUGGAUCGCUUUGGCUUUAUUUGGUAUACUAAGUUGCAGUCAGUGUUGCAUAUGGAAUACAUGGGGUCCUAUAACAAUAUCCACGAUGAUAGCGUUUACAACUUGGCAAAAAUAUCACGUAGCUCUUUUAUCCGAUUGGGGCUGUUUGGUAGCACCUAUAAGAAUGGCAGCGAUCCUUUCAGCGUUAGCAGCCUUUGUCAGAUGUUUCUCUUGCGACGAAACGAUCUUCACUAUAACGGCACAUACCGCGGCCAUCUUAAAUGGUCUGUCCGGGGUAAUCAUUGGUCCAGCUACAGCCCUGGUGUCUGCUGUUUGGUUCCCACGUGGAGAACGCACCACCGCAACCGGUAUAUCUUCCGCUUGUAAUCAAUUUGGCAUGGCCGUAUCUUAUUUGAUAGGGCCAGCUGUUGUGGAUACAAAAAUUCCGACUAAUAAUACAAUAUUAAAUAAGAAAACAUAUAGAAACUUGAGAAUGUACUCUCGUAAGGAACGUUAUUAUUUUCGUUCACCGAGACGAACAACGUUCGAUACAAGAUCAUCUUCGAAUAAUAAUCAUAUACAAACGAUUCUUCGUGUACAAAUUAUGUCGUUAAUGAGAAUCGAAUUUGUAAUUCAAUCUCUCGUCGUAGUCGGAAUCCUAUCAUUUUUUCCAAACCAUCCUAACUCUUUUGUUGAUUCCGUAGAUAUGUCUUCUCGUUUAAGUCUGAUAGAUUCGAUCUUACUUCUUCUCAAAAAGAAGAAUAUGUGGCAAUUAUGUUUAGCAGCUGCGUUUAGUCAAGGUGUGACCGGACCGUGGCUCAGUAUGAUCACUAUAACAUUCGAUUCAAUGGUUACACAAGAGGAAGCAGAUAAACUUGCUUUUUGGACUAUCAUUUCUGGCAGCGUUAUUAGCUUGGUGGCUUCUCGAGUGGCCGAUAUUUUUCAAGGUCAUCUCAGGAUCGGUCUUUAUAUAUUGCUAAUGAUAUCCGUUAUAAUGUUUCUCUGGAUUUUAUUGCUUGAAAAUCGAAUCUUAAUAUUUCGUAAGGAAGAACUUUACGCUGCUGUAAUACUCGGGAUGUCGGCCAGUUGGUCCACCCCCGCCUUGUUUCUUGAACUUGCUUCUGAAAUUGCAUUUCCUGUUUCGGAAGCCAUCGUAGGCGGAUAUAUGAUAUUCUUGGCAAAUUUGAUAGGAACUGUAUUUUAUUUUUCUUAUUUUAUACCUGGAAUCGGUGAUCGAUGUUCAACAUAUUGUGUUUUUGGAAGUUUAUUAACCGCAACAAUUCUCGUAAUUUAUGUAAAAGAAGAAUAUAAUCGUACGAAAUCAGAGUAA
This is a messenger RNA of Vespa mandarinia (Asian giant hornet), 1542 nucleotides long. Its product is annotated as solute carrier family 49 member 4-like. Gene Ontology annotation, cellular component: intracellular membrane-bounded organelle; membrane. NCBI's taxonomy places the organism in Eukaryota, Metazoa, Arthropoda, Insecta, Hymenoptera, Vespidae. The record is from RefSeq and is a predicted model, not a curated record.